UCUGAAGUUAGGUAAUAUUAACAGUAUUUAAAAUAUUGUGUUAUAAUCAAAAAGCCAAAAAAACAGCACCAUCACAGCUUCAUAUAUCCAUUAUUUCCACUAGAUUUUCCAGCCCCACUUUCCUCCUUCCUCCAUAAUACCCCCUUUCUGCCUUCUCCUCUCAUUCCACAUUGAUUCCACCACAACUUUCUUGAAAAAAACAGUAGAUCAAGACUUACCCAGUUCAGCAUUUCUUGAAUCUUGGAAAAAAGAUUCAAGCUUUACAUGUUUUGAGCUUGUGGGGGUCUUCUUUUCAGCUCUAAUUUGAGUACCCAAAAUCAGUAUGUACGGUAGGGAUCCAUGGGGUGGACCGUUGGAGAUCCACACCGCUGAUUCAGCUACAGACGAUGACAGGAGCAGGAACUUGCAAGAUUUCGAUAGGGCGGCGCUGUCCAGGUCACUGGAUGAGACACAGCAGAGUUGGCUGUUGGGUCCAACGGAGCAGAAGAAGAAGAAGUAUGUGGAUCUUGGUUGUAUUAUUGUGAGUAGGAAGAUUUUUAAGUGGACUGUGGGGUGUAUUAUUGCAGCUGCGGUUUUAGCUGGAUUCAUCAUCAUGAUUGUUAAGCUUGCACCUAGACACAAAAACCACAAUCCUCCACCUGAUAAUUAUACUCUUGCUCUCCGUAAAGCCCUUAUGUUCUUCAAUGCCCAGAAAUCUGGAAAAUUGCCCAAGCACAACAAUGUGUCAUGGAGGGGGAAUUCAUGUUUGCAAGAUGGCAAGUCAGAUGAUUCAACUAUGUUCAAAAAUUUGGUUGGGGGGUAUUAUGAUGCAGGAGAUGCAAUCAAGUUUAAUUUCCCUCAGUCAUUUGCUCUCACCAUGUUGAGUUGGAGUGUGAUUGAGUACAGUGCAAAAUAUGAAGCUGCUGGGGAGCUCGCUCAUGUUAAAGAUACUAUUAAGUGGGGUACUGAUUAUCUCCUGAAGACCUUCAAUUCCUCUGCUGAUACCAUAGACCGGAUUGCUGCACAGGUUGGAAAAGGGGAUACCUCCGGAGGGCCUGAGCCCAAUGAUCACUAUUGCUGGGUGCGUCCAGAAGACAUUGAUUAUGCUCGGCCUGUGACUGAAUGUCACGGCUGCUCGGACCUUGCUGCAGAGAUGGCUGCUGCGCUGGCUUCUGCAUCCAUUGUUUUUAAGGACAACAAGGCUUACUCACAAAAACUUGUACAUGGUGCUAGAACUCUCUUCAAAUUUUCUAGAGACCAGCGUGGUAGAUACAGUGUCGGCAAUGAUGCUGAAACUUUCUACAAUUCCACCGGCUAUUGGGAUGAGUUUAUAUGGGGUGCAGCUUGGCUGUAUUAUGCAACUGGAAAUUCUUCAUAUCUUCAGCUUGCUACAACUCCUGGUAUUGUCAGACAUGCUGGUGCUUUCUGGGGAGGUCCUGAUUAUGGUGUGCUCAGCUGGGAUAACAAGCUCACUGGAGCUCAGGUGCUACUGAGCCGUAUGAGGCUGUUUCUGAGCCCUGGAUAUCCUUAUGAAGAAAUUUUAAGGACAUUUCACAACCAGACUAGCAUAAUCAUGUGCUCCUACUUGCCAAUCUUCACUUCUUUUAAUCGCACAAAAGGAGGGCUAAUCCAAUUAAACCAUGGAAGGCCUCAGCCUCUCCAGUAUGUAGUCAAUGCAGCCUUCCUGGCUACCUUGUUUAGUGACUAUCUUGCAGCUGCCGACACUCCUGGAUGGUACUGUGGACCAAAUUUCUACUCCACUGAUGUCCUGCGUAAAUUCGCGGAGACCCAGAUUGACUACAUCCUUGGCAAGAAUCCCAGGAAAAUGAGUUAUGUUGUUGGCUUUGGCAAUCACUACCCUAAGCGGGUCCACCACAGAGGGGCAUCAAUUCCUAAAAACAAGGUCAAGUAUAACUGUAAAGGUGGAUGGAAAUAUAGAGAUUCAUCCAAGGCUAAUCCAAAUACUAUUGUUGGAGCCAUGGUUGCUGGACCAGACAAGCAUGACGGUUUCCAUGAUGUCCGUUCUAAUUACAAUUAUACAGAGCCUACUCUUGCUGGAAAUGCUGGUUUAGUUGCAGCUCUUGUUGCUCUAUCUGGAGAUAGAGACGUCGGAGUUGAUAAGAACACUUUAUUCUCUGCAGUACCACCGAUGUUCCCCACUCCACCACCUCCCCCAGCUCCUUGGAAACCAUGAUCUUUGGAUCUUUAAAACUUCGUAUGAGCCUCUCUCUUGUCUGAGUGUAGGUUCCUUAUUUUUGAUACUGUGAUUUGAUAUUAGAUUCUGAGACAAAAGAAGAAAGAUGAAAGACAAGAAACUUGGAUGUGCACCUUGAACAUAGUAGUUUGGGCAUUACUAGGACUAGCAAGUGGAAUUCUUGAAGAAAAAGCCCAAUGGCAUGUCUGUUAAUUACUUUGAAUGUAUCGUCUACACACAGUAUGUAUGUAACGUAACCAAUCAUGUAUUCUUUGAACAAUGUAACUGAACGUGAACCUCAAUUUCCUCGGAACAAGUUUUCACGCAAUGUUCAUCAUCUAUUUCGGUUU
Solanum dulcamara is the source of this 2523-nucleotide messenger RNA. Its product is annotated as endoglucanase 25-like. Bases 323 to 2173 code for a protein of 616 amino acids. The record is from RefSeq and is a predicted model, not a curated record. Gene Ontology annotation, biological process: carbohydrate metabolic process. The transcript is spliced from 6 exons. Lineage: Eukaryota; Viridiplantae; Streptophyta; Magnoliopsida; Solanales; Solanaceae. Gene Ontology annotation, molecular function: hydrolase activity, hydrolyzing O-glycosyl compounds.